CUCUCAAGUUGGUUUUAACAUGUAUAAAAUGGCAACAUCGCCUCCGAAGCUUUUUUGACUUUACAUUACGAUUUUCGAAUUGGUUAGAUCUUCUUUUUCAGUGGUCUAAGUGUUUUUUGCUUUUCUCUUAAAACCGUUCUCUGCAGUAGAAACUAAAUGGCUGCCACGUCUAUGGACAGUUACCUUCAAGUGCUCUAUUCUACUGUUGAUGCAAAGAAAACGCCACUGCCUACCUCGUGGAGCUGUAAAGAUAAAGACAACUUCAUUAAACUCUCUCACAUGCAAUUGAGAGCCCAUUAUAAAGGGUAUUCACUUUCAGUAAAAGACACUUCAUGUGUGAGAAGUGAUCACCCUAUACCUCUUGCUUGUGGUCUCUACUAUUUUGAAGUCAAAGUUAUUGAUAAAGGAAUAAAAGGGAGCAUUGCCAUUGGCAUUGGAACUAAAAAAAUGAAUUUAAGUGUGCUUCCUGGAAUGCAAAAGAAUUCUUUUGGCUACCUUGGUAACAGCGGUGGAAAAUUUUGGGGAUCAGAAGUGGGUAGAGCCUAUGGACCACCAUUUACUACCAAUGAUACUAUCGGUUGCGGCGUUAACCUAGUUGCUCGCCAAAUCUUUUACACAAAAAAUGGAAAAAAUCUUGGUGAAGCCUUUUCCGGCACUCUUUUUGACGUGUCUCCAGUUUUAGCGUUGUACCCUACAGUUGGUCUCCAAAGCAAGGGUGAAGUUGUAGAGGCAAAUUUCGGGCAGUCACGCUUCCUAUAUAACAUCAAAAACGACAUAAAGGAACUCAAGAAAAAAGUUGCCUCCUCAAUUAUUGAUUUUCCUAUAAAAAAUGAGCACAGUCGGUUGCCAGCCGUGUUUCACAGCUUGGUUUCUUCAUAUUUAAUGCACCAAGGAUACUAUUCUACGGCUGAAUCAUUUGCGCGAUGUACUGGCCAAGAAUUGGACAAGGAAUUACUAUCGAUCAAAAGCAGACAACGAAUCCAAGAUCUUGUUUCAAGUGGAAGAAUGGAAGAAGCAAUUAACACCACCUUAGCAUGCUACCCGACGUUACUGGACUCUCACUCGAAUUUAUUCUUUUUACUGAAAGUGCACCAUUUCAUUGAAUUGAUUGGCACUUUGAAUAAUAAAUCUUUUUCAGCUGUAUCAUUGGAAGCCGCAACUGCCUCUUUGUUUGCAUUGCAACAUGAAGCGGAAAAUGAUGUGGAAAUGAAGGAAACCUCUUCACGUGAUUCCCAUUUGGACACCGUGACGGAUUCAGCCGAAGAUGAUUAUCAUGAAAUGGAAGCUGAUGGUCCCGGUCCCAGCAACGCGUUUGCUUCCCAAGGUAAUAUUUCCAGGACACGACGCCACGUAACUGAUGAGGGUUUGAAUCGCAGAACUGUUAUGAGGAUAAUUCAAUUAGGAAGAGAGUUGCUAAUUCAGAAAUCCACACUCGAGAAACAGUAUGGAGUGAAUGAAACCAAUAACGACAUACUUGCUAAAGCCUUCAGUUUAAUUUCGCACACUAAUCGCCCGUUAGAAGGUCCCUUGAGUGAACUUUUCGACACGACACAGCGAGAAGUGUUGGGUGAUGCAAUCAACUCCGCCAUUUUGGAAGCGAAUCAGUUGCCCAAAAAAUCAGCUUUGCAUUUGAUUAUCGGAUAUGUAAGAGAACUACUACUAAUAAUGGCCCAGAACGGUAUCGGAGCGUCCGCAUUCGCAAACAUCAAUCAACCGUUUUAGAAGAUCUCAGACACAAUUUUUUGAUAUUGUUUCUCGUCUCUAGUGGUGCCAUGUCUGCCAAACACAACACGUGAAAAACCUACAAAAUUUUCAAGCGAACUAAUGACAAAACGUACCUGCAUUCGCACGUCAGACCUUUAUUUCUAAAUUAUUUCAUAACAAUUGACCUUAAUUCUUGUUUUGGACGUAACUACCUUUUUUUCUGUCUGCCAGUGAUAUUUGUACCUGUAUAGGCAAUUUGUCGUGAAAUCUCCUCUUACGUUGCAACAGUGCCAGUGUAGAAUUAAAUUGUACACGUCACCGUUAUGAACCAUUAAAUAUUUAACUUCA
Daphnia magna is the source of this 2052-nucleotide messenger RNA. RefSeq names its product ran-binding protein 10. The coding region runs from base 157 to 1722 and encodes 521 amino acids. Gene Ontology annotation, molecular function: protein binding. Gene Ontology annotation, cellular component: cytoplasm. Gene Ontology annotation, biological process: cell surface receptor signaling pathway; cytoskeleton organization. The record is from RefSeq and is a predicted model, not a curated record. Lineage: Eukaryota; Metazoa; Arthropoda; Branchiopoda; Diplostraca; Daphniidae. The transcript is spliced from 8 exons.